AGGGCUGUCGGCAAGGCAGAGGAGCUGGUGAAAGCUCACCAGGAGUAUCAGUGGGACCUUCAUUCCUUUGAGGAGUGGCUGAAGGAGGAAGAAGAGAAGCUCAGCUGCUACACCCAACUUGAGGGAGAUGUGGACAUGUUGGAGGAUACCCUCCAAAAGCUGCAGGAACUGCAGCUACACUGCACAGAAGGCCAGGCUCUGCUGAACACCUUGUUGCUUAGCCGGGAACUGGUCGUCCCCUGGGGUCUGCCUCAGAUAGAGGACCGGGCACUGGAGACGCUCCAGCAGGAAUGGAGGCUCUAUCAGGCGCAGCUGGCAGACACCCGCGCUCAGCUGAACAGCGCCCUGGCCAAACUACGGCAGAUGGAGCAGAAGUUCCAGCGUCUCGACAGCUGGCUGAAAGGCAUGGAAACCAAAGCGCAGCUGCGCUCCAAUCGGCGGUCUGAUCGAGCCACGAAGAGCGCUCAGCUGCAGAUGGUGAAGAGCUGGCAGGAAGAAGUCCUUGUUUAUCAAGAGGAAAUGGAGGGCCUUACUCUUUUGGCUCAGCAGGUUCUGGAUGAAACCCACAUUAGCAGUCGGAUCAGUACCAGAGCCACCCAGAUCACAGCCCGCUACCAUGCCCUGCUCCUGCACUUACUGGAGACGAUCAAGCAGCUCCAGGAGGAGGUGUCUUCGAUUGAAGAAGCACAGUGUGUCUUCACCACGUUCUCAGAGUGGCUCAGCACAGCUCAGAAUAACUUCAGCACCGUAGCUAUUAGUGUUGAUGUAAUCGACCGCUUUGCUUUAGAAAGAAAGAUGAAGAAACUUGAGACUCUUCAGGGUGACAUGGAGCAGGGUCACACUUACCUGAAGGCGAUGAGGGAAAAGACUGAGCAGGCCAUGGCCUUCUUGGAGGAGCCUGAGGCAGAUCAUCUCAGGGAGGAAGUGGACAUUCAGCUCUUUCAGCUGGAGGAGUUAACGACUUCUCUACGCACAGAGCACAGCUCGCUUGAGAAAUACAUCUCACUCUCCAAGGACUUCAUGGAUAAAUACAAAACCCAAGCCCAGUGGGUGAAAGAGACAAAGAACUUUUUAGCGUCAAGUUUAGAACCAAAAGCCGAACUCUACCAGAAAAAAGCUCAGUUGGCAAAAUAUAAGACCAUUCAGCAGACGGUAGAGUCCCAUGAGCCAGCUGUGAAGUGCGUCGUUGAGAAAGGAGAGGCUCUCCUCAAUUCGUUUAGCGACCCGACCAUCAGCGAAAACAUGAAAAAGUUACAGGCUGAUUAUCAGGACCUUUGUUUGGCAGCCAAGACACAUGUGCAGAGCCUUGUGGAGUGGGUAAAAGAGCACGAAGAUUACAACAGCGAGCUGCAGGAAGUUGAAAAAUGGUUGUUACAGAUGUCCAGCAGGCUUGUGACCUCAGACUCCAUGCAAACUGGAAACAUGGAGAUGGCAACUCAGCAACUCGCCCGACACAAGGCCAUGAUGGAGGAAAUAGCCAGUUUUGAGGAACGCCUUACCAGCUUGAAGCAGAAAGGAGAAGGUCUUAUAGCCGGCUGCACAGAACAAGUUCAAGUUCAGGCUAAGAUUAGUCAGCAAGUCCAGGCCCACCUGCAGGGAACAAGAGACAGCUACUCUGCCAUCUGCAGCACUGCCCAGCGUGUCUACCAGAGUUUGGACCGGGAGUUGCAAAAAUAUGUCAGCCAUCAGGACACUCUGCAGCAAUGCCAAACCUGGCUCUUGACUGUGCAAGAAGAGCUUCAGCUCAACGAUCAGGGGCCCACCGGCCUUCAGGAAGCUCUGAAGCAGGUGAAGCACUACAGGGCUCUUCAGGAGCAAGCCAGCACAUACCUGGACCUGGUGUGUUCUGUGUGCGACCUCUCGCAUGACGCGGUGAGAGUUGCAGCUGCUGAGGUCCAGCAGAUCAAGCUCAUGAUAGAAGAAAGGAUGUCUACUGCCCAAGAGCUUUCAGAAAGCUGGAGGGAGAUCAAAGAGCAGAAACAGGAUCUAACAGGCUUGUUCCAGGACAUGGAGCAGCAGCUUCUCAGCCUCUCGAGAAGACCAGCAGAGCUGGAGACGAAGAUUGCUCAAAACAUGUUGUUACAAGCCCAGGAGUGCUGCCAGCAGCUGCAGUCCAAACAGAGCACCCUCACUAAAAUGACAGAGACCGUGAGCCGACUGAUCGGCAGCCAGGACACUGCAGAACACGCAGAGCUUGAUCGUCUGAGCCACGCUUGGCUUGAGCUCUGCCACCAGGCGAACAAGCUCCAGACCCAGAGAGAGGAGGAUCUGCAGAGAUCCAAAGAUUACCAUGACUGCAUCACUGCAGUGGAGGAGCUGUUUGAGCAGGUGUCCAAAGAGUGGGACAAUCUGGCAAGAACCGACGCUGAAAGUUCAUCUCAGCAUUUGGAGGCUCUAAGAAAACUCGCUGUGACUCUGGAGCAACAAAAAGGAGCCCUGGAGGACCUUAAAGAGCAGAAACAGAAAGUCAUCCAGCAUUUAAACUUGGACGACAAGGAGUUGGUGAAAGAGCAAAUCAGUCACUUCGAACAACGGUGGUCUCAGAUGCAACACCUGAUCGAAAGGAAGAUCCAGGACUCCACGGUGACCCUGGAGGACAUGGGCCAAGUGGAGGCCCGUCUGAGAGAGGCCCGGGACUGGGCGGAGGAGCAGCAGCCCGCCCUGUCCGAAGCCAUGAAAAUGAGCCCCCCGCCCGAACUGGCCCAGAGUUUCCUGUUCGACCACCUGAGCAUCUGCAGUGAGCUGGAGGCAAAGCAGCUCCUCCUGGCUCAGGCCAUGGCCGACGCCGACAGGGUGCUGCCGCGGCUGGGCCUCAGCGAGCGCCAGCACCUGCAGCAGCUGAUUUCCGACACGCAGUCGGAGGUGGAGUCUCUGAGCGUCAAGGUGGUGCAGCGGAGAAAACACCUCAGCAAGGCUUUUACAGAGAGGACGCAGUUCCUAAUGGCUGUCAGUCAGUCCAUUUCCUGGGUUCAGCAGAACGAGAAGAAGGCCCAGGCAGAAGAAUACAUCGCUUUGUUACCCGACGACCUGGCUAAGCAGGUGCGAACGUGCAGGAACAUCCAAAGCAGCCUGAAGGCCUAUCAGAGCGAGCUGACCUCCCUGUGGUCCCAGGGGAGAGACCUGAUGAGGGAAGCCAGCGACGAGGAGAGGAAUGAGAUUCUCACAAAGUUGCAGGAAUUACAAAAUAUCUUCGACAGAACUCUGCACAGAUGCGGCCAGAAGCUACAGGAGCUCGAAAAAGUACUCAUCUCGAGAAAGUACUUCAAGACCGACUUGGAGAAAAUCUGCCAGUGGUUGAAGCAAGCUGAUAUUAUCACGUUCCCCGAAAUAAACCUAAUGGUGGGAGACGGUGAACUGCAAGCGCAGCGAUCGAAGUACCAGCAGAUAAUCGAGCAGGCCGUCGAGUACGAGAACCUCCUCCUGAUUGUGCAGAGAGCAGGCCAAGAGAUCCUGCCCACUCUGAACGAAGUAGACCACUGCUAUUUGGACGAGAAACUCAACACCCUCCCUCAGCAGUACAACAGCAUACUAGCUCUGGCCAAAGAGAAACAGGAGAAAAUCCAGCAGGCCAUCCUCACCAGGAACGAGUACACGUCCUUCAUAGACGUCACCCACAAAGCCCUGAAAGAACUGGAGGACCAGUUCAACAACCUGGGGACUCAACCCGUCGGCCUUCAAACGGAGGAGGUCGUCAUUCUGCAGAGCGACUACAAAGCAAUUCUGGCGGAUCUCGGCAACCUGGGUCUGGCUGUGAGCGAGCUGAAUCAGAAGAAAGAGGGCUUUCGUAGCACGGGGCAACCGUGGCGGCCGGAAGAAAUGACUCAGCUCGUGAGCUUGUAUAACGGGCUAAAGAGGCUGGUGGAGCAGAAAGUCGAGCAUCUGGAUGAAACUCUGGAGUCUUUCGAGGACCACAAGGCGAUGGCUAUGCAGGUGGACUCCCAGUUGAAGGCCACAAAAGAGCAGCUGGUGAAAGUGAACGCAGAGACUCAGUCUGCAGAAGAGAGGCUGAAGAACUACCACGCCCUGGCGGGAAGCCUACAGAGCGCCAACUCCCACUUGUCGAGGCUAAUGGAGCAGAUGGACUCUCUAGCGCCCCGUGUGGACCAAGCGGCUCACGACGCGUCCAAAGAGCAGGUCGUUUUGUGGCAGGACGAGCUGCGAUCGCUCCAGGCCGCAGUGGGCGAACUGAUCGAGGAAUGCGAGAACAGGUUCAUCCAAAGCAAAGACUUUGAGACGGAGAUGAAGAGGACGCUGGACUGGCUGCAGCAGAUCCGGGACGAGCUCAGCUGUGCUGUCAUCGUUGACGUCAGAGUGGAGAAAGUGCAAGAGGAGAUCAGAAAGCAGCAGAUCUUGCAGGAGGAGGUGCAGUCCCGACUCAGAAUAGUGGCCGCUCUCAGCAGCCAGGAGAAGCAGGAGUACAUUAGUGCCAACGAGCUGGUCCCCGCUCAUGUUGAUAUGAGCCUCGAAGAAAUGGCAAAAUUGCAAGCAGACGUCCAAAAAGCCCUGAGUGCCAAACAGAUUACUUUGGAGGAAGCCUUGGUUCUGUGUCAGAAGUAUCACUUCAGGAUGCAGUCAGCCUGCGAAUGGCUGGAGGAUGCCGUCUCUUUCCUCCAACAAGCCAGCUUGGGAGUCGAUGUGGAGAACUACGAGGAGUGUCUGCGGCAGCAGGCGGACAUCAUGUCAACGGAGCAGGAGUUUCUCAUCCAUCUGGAGGAACUGCAGACGCUCCUCCCACAGCUGGAGAACCUGGUGAACCCCACAGCGAAAGAGCAGCUAAGAGUGAGCGUGGAGUCGGCGAAGCAGAGAGGAGUUGAGGUCCGAGAGCAGCUCCAGUGUCACCGAGAUGUUCUGCACAGCUGUGUGGCCCAGUGGAAGUCAUUCCAGGAAGCGAGGCAGACUGUCAUUGAAUUAAUGAACGAAGCCGAAAAGAAGCUCACAGAAUUUUCCACAGCCAAGGCGGCCACAAACCAGGAGGCCGAAGACAAGCUCUGUAGCCACAGGUCCCUGGUGUCACUUGUGAACGGGUUUCAAGAGAAACUGAGCGGUUUAGAAGAACAAGCUGCUCAGCUGGAGCUGGUGGGGAGUGACGCCAGCAAAGCCACCAUCAGUCGCUCCAUGACCACCGUGUGGCAGCGCUGGACGCGCCUGCGCAGCGUAGCGAGGGGACAGGAAAGAGUACUCGAGGACACGGCCCAGGAGUGGAGAACAUUCAGAGAAAAGAUGGUGAAAGUACGAGCGGUUUGUGAGGAGCUCCAGAGCCGUUUCCCUGACAGCGCUGUGGAGAAGGCGUCCAAAGCCACUCUGCAGUCUCUGCUGGAUCAGCACGACUUGCUGAGCCAAGACCUGGAGCGGGAACUCUCGUCCCUCAUGCUGCUGCGCCAGUACGCGCUCAGUCUUCUGCACGACGUGGAGGUGCCUUCACCAACAGCAGAUCAAGACGAGCUGCCUAGCUUAAGAGAAAUCAGGGCGGUCCAAGACCAAAUGGAAAGCCUUUUGACACAGUCCAGAACCAAGCGGGCCCAAGCAGCUCAGGAGCUCAGGGAAAGGGAGGAAGUGGAAAAGGAGCUUGGAGUGGUGAAAGCCUGGAUCCAGGAGACCAGAGAGCUUCUUCUCAAUCCCACCCCAGAUAUCGAUUCUCUGUUGCAGGAACUUGAGAUUGUACACGGGGAAGUAAUUAAUUACCGGCAGAACGUGGACAAGUUAGCCGAACAACAGCAGAGCAAGUACCUGGACCUUUACACCAUCCUCCCAUCUGAAAUCUCCAUGCAACUCGCCGAGGUCUCUCUUGCACUCGGGGCGAUUGAAGAUCAGGUUCUAUGUAAAGAGAGAGAAUAUCAGAGAACGAGAGAAAUAAAGGAGGACUUCGGCUCCAGAAUCCACGGCAUGUCAGACAAGCUGAAGACGAUCUCAAACAAGUUCAAGGAGAAAUCUCCUGAUGUCGAUCAUGCCAAAGAAGAGGUCAAGAGUCUUUUUGAAGAUUUGGACUCCUGCGGCCGCACAUUGUCAGAACUGGACACCGCUGUACAAGAGUUCGGCCGGAGAAACCCCCUGCUGGCCAAGCAGCUCAGUGAUGCUAUAAACAAGCUGUCAGAGAUGCAUCAUCAUACAACUCGAUUAGCAGACUGCAGGAACAACUGGCUCAAAAAGGCUGUCUGCUAUUUAGACGAGUAUAACGAGAUGCUGGACUUCAUAGUGAGGUGGUCAGAGAAAGCUAAGAGCCUGGUGAGAGCAAACAUCAUCUGGAACUCCUCUGUUCACCUGCAGGAGCAAAUACGGAUGUAUCAGGCGGUUUUCCGUGAGUCUCGAGAGCUCCACAGCGACCUGGAGUCUAUGGCAGAGAAAGUAGACCUUCUGUCUGAGGUGCUGCAGGUUGAGUCCAUGAGCCAGGAGGUGUGUGAACUCAGCAGACACACCGAUGAGCUGCAACAGAGCAUCAAGACUCGAUUGCAAAGCCUCCAAGACGGACACAAGAGUAUGGAAGCUCUGGAGUUUGAAGUCAAGGCCCUGCACGUUGCUCUGGAGCAGGUCCAAGCCACGCUGACGUCACCGGAGUUAGCCCGGCAGAGCCUCAAAGAGCAACUCAUUCAGAGACAGCGGCUACUGGCCGACAUGGAGAGCUUCAAGCAGCAGGUGCAGGCGGUGCAGCUGUGCCAGAGCGCCCUGCAGGUCCCAGAGGAGGUGAUGCCCAACCUGGCUAUUUGUCGCACGGCUCUCCGUCUGCAGCAAGAAGCUAGUCAGCUGCAGCAUGUGGCAAUACAGCAGUGCAACAUACUACAGGAGGCGGUGGUUCAGUAUGAGCAAUAUGAACAGGAGGUGAGAGAUCUGCAGGCGCUGAUAGAGGAAGCACAUCGGGUCAUUCAGGACCGACCGAUCCCCACCAGCAACAUUCAGGAGCUGCAAGCCCAGAUUCUGCACCAUGAGGAACUCGCUCAGCAGAUCAAAGGCUACCAGGAGCAAAUAGCUUCACUGAACUCAAAGUGUAAGAUGCUGGCGGUGAAGGCCAAGCAUGCCACCAUGCUGCUGACUGUGAGCGACGUGGAAGGACUGCCUGAGGGGCUGGAGGACCUGGAUGAAGAAAAGUCCAGGAAAUCUUCAGGACAAUCUGUAGUUAUGACGGCUGGCCGCUGUCACACUCUGUUGUCCCCGGUUACUGAGGAGUCUGGGGAGGAGGGCACCAACAGCGAGGUCUCCUCCUCUUCUUUGUGCCGCUCUCCUUCUCCUGUCUCUCACGCUGAAGGCCCUUUCACCAAGCUUGGACGUGGAACCCUCACCAGAGCUCCAGUUCAGGAAUUAUACGAUCCGACAUUUGAGUCUGUGGCAAACUUAGACGACCUGCAGCGCUCAUGGGAGACUUUAAAGAACGUGAUAAGUGAGAAGCAGAGAUCCUUGUAUGAGGCUCUGGAAAAACAGCAGCAUUACCAAGGUUCGCUCCAGUCGAUCUCCUCUAAAAUGGAAACACUGGAGUCCAAGCUCAGUGAGCCACUGGAGGUGGACAGAAGCCCAGACAGCAGCAUGAAGGCCCAUGAGGAUCUCAUCCAGGAGAUUCACAGUGUCCAGGGAGAAAUCGACAGGCUGCAGGCGGGCUUCACAGAGGACGUCGCUGCCGACGCCGUGGACUCGGAUUUGGCCGACCAGCUUGCCAUGCAGUCUUCACUCGCUGUGCUGGCUGAGCGGAUGGCCACCAUCCAAAUGAAAGCUUCAGGGAAACUACAACUACUUGAGGAGCGCGCCACAGACCGCCUGGAGGAUCAGCGUCAGGAAAAGGCUUUGCAGUCCUACCACACCGACGUAGACGAACUGGAUCAGUGGCUGACUAGAACGCGUGGCGCUGUAACGUGCAUCCUCGACACUAGACCCGCAGAGGAGGCCGAUGAAAACCACCAGCUCACUGAAUGCCAGAGCAUGCUGCUGGAGAUCGAAGAAAAAGUGCUGGCCCUCACCGAGCUGUCGGUGCGCAGCGAGAACCUGCUGCGGGAGGGCCGGGCCGACACCAGGGCGGAGGCCGAGCAGUUGGCCGCGAGGCUGCGCACGUUAAAGGGCGGCUUGCUGGAGCUGCAGAGAAUGCUGCAAGACAAACAGCUGAGCAUCCAGGGUUCUCUGCAAGAGCCUGAAGACAGCGAAUCAGACUCCAGUCUCUCGUCGAGUCCCAGUGUGCAGGACUGGCUGGUCCAAGCCCGGACCACACGGACGCAACAGCAUGAAGACAGUCUGCAGAGGCAGAAGGAACUGGAGGAGCAGCUUGCAGAGCAGAAGAAGCUUCUGCAGUCGGUGGCGAGCAGAGGAGAGGAAAUUCUCAUCCAGCAAGCGUCGCCCAGCAGCGCCAGCACGACAGAACCGUUCUCGCCUGCAGCUCUGUCUGAGAGCAGACGAGACCAGAUGAGGCAGAGAUGGGAGAGCCUCAGACUGGAGCUCAAAACUAAACUGCAGCUUCUGCAAAAAACUCUGGAGCAGGACCAAAAGCAGCCGGUGUUUUCUAGAGCGACUCGCGUGACAUCAUCUGGGCCGCUGUUUAAAGGAGAUACCCAGCCUGACAACUCCUCUCUGAAAACUCUCUACGACAGCUUCAGACAGACAGUGGAAGGAAUGACCACUCAGGCUGGAGGUAGAGGUGAAACCCAGGUGGUUCAGAUGGAGCAGCAGCUCUUCACGGCCGUGUCGACCACGUCUUCCUGGCUGGACGGAGUGGAGAACAACGUCUUCUCCGGCUCCAUGCUCAUGGCUGAAAAUGCAGAGACCCAGUUACAGAAUCAAGAGAUCCUGGAAAAAGAUGUGAAACACGUGACAGAAGAGGUGAAGCUCAGCCAGGCUCUGCUAGCUGGGUCUCCAGGGUUGAAACACGAAGACCGCGUGCUGCUGGAGGACAACCUGGACUGCCUCAAGGAGAGAUUAGGAACGCUUGGUGGAGCUCUGGGUCAGCGGCUUGACCACAUGAGGACCAGAGCACACAACCUCACCGCCUACCAGACUGAACUGCAGCUUCUCCAAACUGCUUUAAUUGAGACUAAAUGCCAGAUCCUUCAAGCCCUCGCUGGAGCAAUGGAUAGACCAGCUUCAAAACAAAUGGAGGUCAUCGCGAGUGCAGAGGACACGUUAAAGGACUUUGAGCAGAGAAUCAUAGAGCUGAAAACCAGAGGAGCAGCACUGCAGGCCGAUCAGAUUUCAGCAAACAAACUGCUUAAACUCCAGGAUUCGUACGAGGAGCUGUUGAUGACGGUGGGGUCGAGACGCAGUGGGCUGAACCAGAACAUCGCUCUGAAGGAGCAGUACGAGCGCGCGCUGCAGGAUUUGACUGACCUGGUCGACACAGCUAAAGACAAGAUGGCGGCCGACCAGAGAAUUGUGGCGAGCUCCGUGGAGGAGGUUCAAAAUCAUCUGGAUAAGCAUAAGGAGUUUUUCCAGGGUCUGGAGUCCCACAUGAUCCUAACAGAGACGUAUUUUAGAAAGAUCAGUUGCCUUAUGCUUCCCAAAGAAAACCAGAAACUGGAGGAAACGCUUGUUGAGGCUCGGAGUGUCCUGAAAGAAGCACACAGCAAAGGAGUUGAACUGGAAAGUAUCCUGGAGACUUGGUGCCGUUUAGUUCAGGACUACCAGAAUCUGAACCGGCAGCUGGAGGCCGUCGAAGGAAGCGUUCCCUCUGUCGGCCUGGUGGAAGAAACCGAAGAGAGAUUAAUGGACAGAAUCUCUUUGUAUCAGGGCUUAAAGGGGAGACUGACGGAGCACCAGCACAAGCUCCGCCAGGUGCUGGACGACGGCAGGCAUCUGUUACAGUCGGUCUGCUGCCCCGCGCUGGACAAUCAGCUGGCGUUGCUGGGAGAGCACUGGCUGAGCAACACGGCCAAAGUCAACAAGGAACUGGAACGCCUGGAGGCAAUCCUAAAACACUGGACCAGGUAUCAAAAGGAGUGUGUGGAGAUUAGUGAGUGGCUGCAAUCUGCUCUGGAGCGCCUGGAGUUCUGGAACACGCAGGCCAUGUUGGUCCCACAGGAGCUGGAGACGGUCAGGGACCAUCUGGCUGCUUUUCUGGAGUUCUCAAAAGAGGUGGAAGGGAAGUCGAGUCUGAAGAGCUCAGUCGUCUCAGAGGGAAACCAGCUGCUGCGGCUGAAGAAAGUGGACACAGUGGCUCUGCGCUCCGACUUGGCUCGCAUCGACAGCCAGUGGGCCGAGCUCCUCACGCGCAUCCCUGUGGUUCAAGAGAAACUGCACCAGAUCCAAAUGGAGAAGUUGGCCUCCCGCCAUGCUAUUUCUGAACUUUGUAACUGGAUUUCACUGAUGGAGAGUGUGAUUGAGGAGGAUGAAGAAAACCUCAAGAGCGCUGUUGGAUCGAAUGUGAUCCAAGACUACUUGCAAAAAUAUAAGGGAUUCAGAGUGGAUUUAACCUGCAAGCAGCUGACUGUGGACUUUGUCAACCAGUCAGUUCUGCAGAUCAGCGGUCAGGACGCCGAGAGCAAGCGCAGCGACAAAACCGACUUCGCUGAGCGUCUGGGAGCCAUGAACCGACGCUGGCAGAUCCUACAAGGCUGCAUCAACGAGAGGAUCCAGUUCCUCGAGAGCCUCUUAAAGAUGUGGCUGGAGUACGAGUCGAGUGUUCAGAUCCUCAAGUCCUGGAUGACGUCUCAAGAAGAACGGCUAAAGAGGAAACACAGGAUAGAAGAUUUGACGUCGGUGCAAAAUGCCCUCAAAGACUGUCAGGAAAUGGAAGAGCUGUUGAAGGAAAAAGAGAAAGAACUGGAGAGAGUAGAGGAGCAGGGCUGUGCUCUUGUUCAGAACAAGACAGAUGAGGCUUGUGCUAUCGUCAUGGAGACCCUCCAAAGCGUCAAUCACACCUGGGCCAACCUGGACCACUUGAUAGGACAACUAAAGAUUAGCCUGACCUCAGUGCUGGAUCAGUGGAGUCUGUACAAGCGGGCGUCAGAGGAAAUCAACGGCUUCCUGAUGGAAGGACGAUACUCUGUGUCCCGUUUCCGCCUCCUCACCGGUUCUCUAGAAGCCGUUCAGCUGCAAGUGCAAAGUUUGCAGGAUCUACAAGAAGAACUGGAGAAACAGGAAAGCAGUCUGAGAAAGUUUGGAGCUGUGACCCACCAACUUCUGAGGGAGUGUCACCCUUCAGUGUCGGAUUCCCUCAACAAUUCCCUCAAGGACGUCAAUGCAAGGUGGACCAGCCUACUGGAGGAGAUAGCGGAGCGUCUGAAGAGCAGCAAAGCCCUGCUUCAGCUGUGGCAGCGCUACAAGGAACUCCACGAGCAAAGCUGCAGCAGCAUUCAGCUCCAAGAGGAGAAAGCAGACCAGCUCCUGAAGAGCGCCUGCAGAAAGGACAUCGCUGAUGAGGAAGUUUCCAACUGGAUCCGGGAAUGCAGUGAGUUGCUGCGAUCACAGGCUCCAGUUCUGGCCUCCCUCCAGAUUCUCCAAGAGCUGGGAGAGCAGCUGAAGCAGCAGGUGGACACCUCGGCAGCCUCCGCUGUCCAGUCGGACCACCUCUCCCUCAGCCAGCGCCUGGUGGGCGUGGAGCAGGCCCUGAACAGACAGCUCACCGCCUUGCAGACUGGAGUUCAGGACUAUGAGACGUUUAAUAACCAGCUGGAGUCUUUGGGCUGCUGGUUAGUUGAAGCUGAGGACGCGUUGAGAGCUCAAGAUCCCAACGGCUGCACUGACCUGACCGUCAUCCAGGACCGCAUGGAGGAGCUCAAGAAGCUCAUGCUGAAGUUUAGCAGCAUGACGCCUGAAUUAGAGCAUCUGAACGAGCUCGGGUAUCGGCUCCCUCUCAACGACUUGGAGAUCAAGCGCAUGCAGAACCUCAACAGAAGCUGGUCGACGGCUUCGGCCCAGACCACAGAGAGAUUCAGCAAGCUUCAGUCAUUCCUGCUGCAGCAGCAGACCUUCCUUGAAAAAUGUGAAACAUGGAUGGACUUCCUGCUACAAACUGAAGACAACCUGGCUGUGGAGAUUUCUGGAAACUACCAGAGCUUAAUAGAUCAGCAAAAAGCCCAUGAGUUAUUCCAAGCUGAAAUGUUCAGCUGCCAGCAGAUCCUCCACUCGAUCAUCAGCGAUGGACAGAGGAUGUUGGAGCAAGGUCAAGUAGAUGACAGAGACGAGUUCAACAUGAAGCUGACUCUCCUGAGUAACCAGUGGCAAGGCGUGGUGCGCCGCGCUCAGCAGAGGCGGGGCAUCAUCGACGGUCUCAUCCGUCAGUGGCAGCGCUACAGAGAGAUGGUGGAGAAGCUGCGCAAAUGGCUUCUGGAGGUCUCCCACCCUGCAGAGGUGCUUCAGUCAGGAAACACCAUCCCCCUGCAACAAGCUCGCUCCAUGCUUGAUGCUGUCCAGCUGAAGGAAAAGGUGCUGCAGCGCCAGCAGGGCAGCUACAUCUUGACGAUAGAGGCCGGCAGACAGCUGCUCCUGUCUGCAGACGGUCGAGCCGAGGUCACCCUGCAGACGGAGCUGACGGAUGUCCAGGACAGGUGGAAACAAGCCAGCACGUGCCUGGAGGAGCAGAAGAAAGAGCUGAGCUCGCUUCUGAAGGACUGGGAAAGGUGUGAGAGGGGGAUUGGAGGAUCGCUUGAGAAACUCAGAGCCUUCAAGCGGCAGCUGUCUCAGCCUCUUCCUGAUCACCACGAAGAUCUCCAAGCCGAGCAGAUGCGCUGCAAGGAUUUGGAGAACACAUUCGAAGGCUGGACUGGAGAUUUGGCUCAUCUGACUCUGCUGAGAGAGUCUUUGUCUUGUUACAUCAGUGCAGAGGAUCUUUCUGUUCUGCAGGAGCGAAUUGAACUUCUGCAUCGGCAGUGGGAUGAAAUCUGCCACCAGCUUUCCCUGCGCAGGCAGCAGGUGAGCGAGAAGCUGAAUGAGUGGACCGUUUUCACCGAGAAGCACAAGGAGCUCUGUGAGUGGCUGACCAACAUGGAGAACAAGGUGGCCCAGAACGGAGACAUCAGCAUCGAGGAGAUGAUCGAGAAGCUCCGCAAGGAUUACCAGGAGGAGAUCACAGUCGCAGAGGAGAACAAGAAGCACUUGCAUCGGCUUGGAGAGCGCCUGGCUAAGGCCAGUCAUCAGACUAAAGCAGCUGAAAUCGAGCAAAAACUCAACAAAGUCAGCGACCGCUGGCAACACCUCCUGGAUCUCAUUGGAGCUCGAGUGAAGAAGCUGAAGGAAACUCUGGUCGCCGUGCAGCAGCUGGAUAAGAACAUGAACAGCCUGCGCUCUUGGCUCGCCCACAUCGAGGCGGAGCUUUCUAAACCCAUCGCCUACGACUCCUGCGACUUCCAGGAGAUUCAGAGGAAGCUCGAUCUGCAGCAGGAGCUUCAGCGUGACAUAGAGAAGCACAGCACCGGAGUGGCUUCAGUGCUGAAUUUAUGUGAGGUUCUUCUGCACGACUGUGACGCUUGUGCCACCGACGCGGAGUGCGACUCAAUCCAGCAGGCGACGCGGAGCCUCGAUCGCCGCUGGAGGAGCAUCUGUGCCUUGUCCAUGGAGAGGAGAUUAAAGAUCGAGGAGACAUGGCGCUUAUGGCAGAAAUUUCUGGAAGACUUUGCACGUUUUGAGGAGUGGCUGGCCACUUCAGAGAAAACUGCAGCUUUGCCCAACUCAUCUGGUGUGCUGUACACAGUAGCCAAGGAGGAGCUGAAGAAAUUUGAGGCCUUCCAGAGACAAGUUCACGAAAGCCUGACCCAGCUGGAAUUAAUCAACAAGCAAUAUCGCCGCCUGGCCAGAGAAAACCGCACAGACGCCUCGUGUCGUCUGAGGGAAAUGGCUCACGAUGCCAAUCAGCGAUGGGACAACCUGCAGAAAAGGGUGGCAUCCAUCCUUCGCAGGCUCAAGCACUUUAUAAAUCAGAGAGAGGAGUUUGAGACGGCCAGAGAUGGCAUCUUAGUUUGGUUGACAGAGAUGGACCUUCAGCUGACGAACAUCGAGCAUUUCUCAGAGUGUGACAUUCAAGCCAAGAUCAAACAACUCAGGUCGUUCCAGCAGGAGAUUUCUCUGACAACAGCCAAGAUCGAGCACAUCUUCCACCAGGGGGAGGCACUGAUAGAGAAAAGUGAGCCUCUGGAUGCUGCGGUCAUAGAGGAAGAGCUGGAGGAGCUUCAGCGUUACUGUCAGGAAGUGUUUGGGCGAGUCGAGCGCUACUACAAAAAGCUCAUUCGUCUUCCACUUGCAGACGAUGAUACUGAAGUAUCGUUCUCGGACCGCGAGCUGGAGCUGGACGAACCUGGAGAUUUGUCCAGCUUGCCGUGGAAUGAACGUUUGGGGGAUGGCUUCCUUUCACCCCUGCCGUCCUCCGGGCGCUCGGCCUCGCUGGCCGCCCAGCUUCGGGCCGAACGGUCCGGCAGGGACACGCCUGCGAGCGUGGACUCCAUCCCCCUGGAGUGGGACCACGACUAUGACCUGAGCCGUGGCCUUGAGAGUGCCAGCAGAGCCCUGAGAGAGCAGCAGAGCGAGGAGGGAGACUUCCUGCAGCGCCCCGUCUCUGGCCUGUCAGAUGUAGUGAUUCCAGAGAGCCCUGAGGCCUUUGUUAAGCUAACAGAGCAAACUCUGAGGUCCUCCACUGGAGAGGCUGCCUCAGCAGAUUCUCAUAUGCGUCCCUUUGAUGUCAGUGGUUCCCACCUGCAGCAGUUGGACAGCAGUCGCAGCCGCACUCCUUUAAGCACAGAAACGGAUGCAUCAUACAUGGGCUACAUGCGACUGCUGGGUGAGUGUCGUGGCAGCAUUGACACGGUGAAGAGGAUGGGCUCCGAGCUGAAAGAGGAAGAGGAUGCCGUGUCUGGGCUGGCAGACCCAAGCAGCUCAGAGUCCCAGACUUCAGGUGUGAUUGAGCGCUGGGAGUUCCUGCAGGCUCAGGAUCUCAGUAAGGAGAUGCGCUCCAAGCAGAACCAGCAACAGUGGCAGCAGCUGAACUCCGACCUGAAUAACAUCUGGACCUGGCUGGGGGAAACGGAGGAAGAGCUGGAGCAGCAGCGAAAAUUGGACGUCAGCACAGACAUCCAGAUAAUUGAGCUCCGCAUCAAAAAACUCAAGGAGCUGCAGAAGGCGUUUGACAAGCGCAAAGCCAUCGUACUUUCCAUCAACCUGUGCAGCGCUGAGUUCCUGCAGUCGGACACAGAGGAGUCCAGAGAGCUGCAGGCCAAACUGAAGGACAUGAACAACAGCUGGGACAAACUGGGCAGCUCUUUGGACGAAUGGAGGACUUUGCUACAGGAAGCUCUCAUGCAGUGUCAUGACUUUCAUGAAAUGAGUCACGGUCUGCUCCUCUGGUUGGAAAAUAUUGAUCGCCGAAGGAACGAGAUCGUCCCAAUCGACCCGAUCCAGGACAGCGAAACCCUUCAUGAGCAUCACAAGACACUCACGCAAAUCCGCCAGGAGUUACUGGACUCGCAGCUGAAAGUGGCGUCACUGCAGGACAUGUCGCUCCAGUUGCUGGUCAACUCUCAGGGCAGCGACUGCCUGGAGGCCAAGGAGAAGGUCCAUGUCAUCGGGAACCGCCUCAAGCUGCUGCUGAAGGAAGUGACCCGAGAUCUCAGAGAGCUCUCCAGGACUCUGGACAUCACCAGCAGCCAACAGGAUUUGUCUUCUUGGUCGUCUGCUGAUGAGUUGGACACGUCUGGCUCCCUCAGUCCGGUAUCAGGGAGGAGCACACCGAGUCGCUCACGAUCGCAACGGGGCAAAUGUAGUCUGUCACAGCCUGGACCGUCUGUGAGCAGUCCACACCACAGGUCUCGCAGCGCCGCUGGAUCCGCUUCCUGCCGUUCUGAUCGGGACGUGGCGACGGCUCGCAGGUCCUCGUUCUGGCGCCGCGUCCUCUGGUUCGCGCUGCCUCUCCAAAUCCUCCUGCUCCUGCUGGUGGUCCUCGCCUUCCUGCUGCCGCUGGCGGAGGAGGACUACUGCACCCAGUCCAACAACUUUGCUCAUUCCUUCUACCCGAUGCUCAGCUACACUAACGGACCGCCUCCCGUUUAGGGCGGCAAAGAGAACUCUCCGUAAUUUGGCUUCCGUGGGACAGGAAUGAGAAUCGUGCGCAGAAAAAUCUCUUCUUUUGUGUGUAGCUCAGAGGAUCGAGAAUCGCACUACGUUAAGAAAUGCUGCGUCAUUUCGAGGUGUGUUUUGGCUUAACUCGCGGUGGAGUUCUGCUGGACGAAUUUACGGGUCCUUCAUCGUGUAUUUUUCUGGAGAAGACUGUCAGUGGAAAGCACCAAAGUCAAACGCUGAAAGAUUAGCCUGGGGUGACAAAAAGGAACACGAAACAGCUUCAUUGCGUUUAUUUUUUUACCUGUAUUUUUGGGCAUGUAGUUUUAAUAUUUACUUUUCUUUACUUACAUCUACGACUGUGUUUGUGCUAAACUGUGUGACGUUUUUAACUUGAACUUACAUCCAUUCACGUUCGUCUGUCAAGUCAAGUGUUUUAUGAUUGGAUGCAAAUCGAGGGGUUUAACCUUUAACAUCAUGAUCUUUUUACAUUCUGCUUUUUAUUUUUUCAUAACAUCAGGUAUCUUAAAGAUCGAAACUAUGACACAUUGAACUAAUGUAUAUUUUGUAUGACUGUUGGUUGAGUAUAAAAUAUAUAAAAGUCCAGAAUUAUUUAACAUGUGUACAUAGUGCAGAAGAUUACUAUGAGAAAAGAUGUAUAUGCAACUACCAACAAUAAUGAAUGCCAAAUCCUCA
Molecule: messenger RNA, 16641 nt
Organism: Poecilia latipinna (sailfin molly)
Lineage: Eukaryota; Metazoa; Chordata; Actinopteri; Cyprinodontiformes; Poeciliidae
Product: nesprin-1-like
Exons: 82
Cellular component (GO): membrane
Molecular function (GO): protein binding
Source: RefSeq, a predicted model, not a curated record